Molecule: messenger RNA, 1955 nt
Organism: Beta vulgaris subsp. vulgaris (sugar beet)
Lineage: Eukaryota; Viridiplantae; Streptophyta; Magnoliopsida; Caryophyllales; Amaranthaceae
Product: lipid phosphate phosphatase delta
Exons: 8
Coding region: 546-1754 (402 amino acids)
Cellular component (GO): endoplasmic reticulum membrane
Molecular function (GO): sphingosine-1-phosphate phosphatase activity
Source: RefSeq, a predicted model, not a curated record
UGCUCCCCAGAAAGCAGAAGAUCCCCAUCAUUAUCAACUUCCAUUUGGUUCAUGCUUGUCAUGCCAUCUACCACCCAAUUCAUCGACUUUUCUACCUUGUGCGCAUCUCAUCAAACUUGGACCGUCAAAUUACAAUUAAACUACAUUAGAAUUUAGAACAAACUGGUGACCAAAGUACCUUAAUUAAUGAUCCUUAGAUUUCAUAUUUGACAAUCCUUAAACUUUUAAAUCCUUCAAAAUCAACGGUAGUAAGUGUUUACAUUGUCACUAAUUCUCAAUAACUCUUAAACCCCACUUUCUAUUUCUUUCAAAAUUCCUAGAAACUUUUCCACUCACUUUUUAGUAAAAACAAGCAGAAAUAAAAAAAUAAAAAACCAAUAGAAAAAGGAAUUUCUUUUUAGUAUAAGUGGAAAAUAAAAAGGAAUCUGAUUGCAUUUACCUUCUUUUUUAGGCUAAAUUAUACUUCUGCCAAAAUAGUUUUGGUUUUUUUUUUUCUUCUGCUUAAUAAUUGUAUUCUAGAAGUUGGAGAUAGAAAGAGAGAGAUAAUGGAGAAGAUUCUUCUGGCAUGGCAAGCUGCAACUCUAAGUGGAAUUGUGGCAUGGAUUGUAAUGUCAUCGAUUUUAGAUGUAACACGAAAGAUUAGAUUUUUAAUACAACCUUGGGUUAUACAUCAUGUUAAAACUGGCAUUCCUCUGAUUCUUCAGAUCCAGAAAUCACAACAUAAAGUGUUGGAUGCUCUAUUUUCUGGGGUUUCAUGUAUUGUUUCUGUGCCAUUUUACACUGGUUUUCUUCCUCUACUUUUCUGGAGUGGACAUGGGAAGUUAGCAAGGCAAAUGACACUUUUGAUGGCUUUUUGUGAUUACAUUGGGAAUUGUAUUAAGGAUGUGAUUUCUGCUCCAAGGCCUAGCUGCCCACCUGUUAGGAGAUUGACUGCUACUAAAGAUGAGGAAGAGAAUGCACAGGAAUAUGGUUUGCCUUCAUCUCAUACCCUCAACACAGUGUGCUUAUCUGGAUACCUCUUGUCUUACAUUCUAUCAUACAAUCCAAGGAGUGAUGGUCCUGAAGUAUUUGUUGGCUUCGCCAUGAUUUGCUUGCUGAUCGGCCUUAUAGCCCUUGGAAGAAUCUACCUUGGCAUGCACAGCUUGAUUGAUAUCAUUGGCGGGCUUGCCCUGGGAUUGAUUAUCCUUGCGUUUUGGCUCACAGUCCACGAGUAUGUUGACACUUUUGUCACUGCUGGGAAAAAUGUUACAACAUUUUGGGCUGCCCUAAGUUUCUUAUUGUUUUUUGCUUAUCCAACACCGGAGCUUCCCACGCCAAGCUUUGAGUUCCACACAGCCUUCAAUGGUGUUGCAUUUGGAAUUGUUGCCGGGGUACAACAAACAUAUCAUCAGUUUCACCAUGAGGAUGUUCCACGUAUAUUUACUCCCGAACUUGCGACUCCCACCUUUAUUGGGAGGAUCGCUGUGGGUAUACCCACUAUCCUACUAGUGAAAUUCUGCAGCAAGGCCUUGGCGAAGUGGAUCUUGCCAGUGGCAUUGAACACGAUGGGUAUUCCAAUUAGAUCAACAACUUAUCUUCCGGCUCUGAAUGGAUCCGCAACUGGUAAACAGUCGGGGUACCUUCAGAAAAUUUUCUUCUCUUCUCGUGGGGAUUCCUUUGAUGUUGAUUCAGGCAUCAGAUUUAUUCAGUAUGCAGGCCUUGCAUGGGCUGUGGUUGAUCUUGUUCCAACACUAUUUUCUCAGCUCAAUUUGUGAUGGUAUAAUCUUUGACAUGAUUCUGUAGAGUAUUCAUUGUUGAUAACCUUUUGCUUGGAAAUAGCAUAGUGAGUACAUAACUAAAUAUAUUGAUAUUCCCUUCAUUAGGAAAUUAUGGUCAUUCUAUACUCCUUAUGCCUGUAACUAAAAACAUUAAUUAUUCCCUUCAUUAGGAAAUAUAUAUAUUAACUAUUCCCUUCA